Eutrema salsugineum is the source of this 2239-nucleotide messenger RNA. RefSeq lists its product as uncharacterized. Gene Ontology annotation, molecular function: S-adenosyl-L-methionine transmembrane transporter activity. The record is from RefSeq and is a predicted model, not a curated record. Gene Ontology annotation, cellular component: mitochondrial inner membrane. NCBI's taxonomy places the organism in Eukaryota, Viridiplantae, Streptophyta, Magnoliopsida, Brassicales, Brassicaceae.
AAACAAUUUUUUUUUUUCGGUCGCGAGAGAAUGAGGAAUUUGGAAUCUCGAGCUUCUUCCGGUGAAGAGCGUCGCAGUCUCUCAAGAUCUUUUAUCGGAGCUAGGUCAUCGGAUUACUGGGUUUUCUUCCAAAUGUAAAUACAAGUGUAUUUGGCCGAUCCAAAAAAAUCAGAACUUGGUUACUUAUUUGCUUACUGGGUUCUGAUGUGAUGGGAAGUUAUGAAGUUUUCUCUUUUGAUUGAUUCUACAGUCUUGUGAGAUAAGCAAAAUGGCCUCUGCGAAAGGCCCUGUUAAAAAGGGUCAAUCUUCGAUUAAGCAUAGUCGCAAUUUCGCUGAGGCUAAGAGGAAGCUGUCAAAGAUCAGUGAUCACGAACAUGUAGAGUAUGCAUAUGGUUACCAGAGGCACAACAAAAGACGAGGAGAGACCAUGUUGAGUCAAAUCUUGAGCAGGGAUGCGUUGAUAUCAGUAGUUGACUUGAUGUGGGAUCGUUCGGAUUUUGCUUCUGGUAAUUUGAUCAGUUCACUGAAGGAAGGAAAUUUGGAUGAUUCAAAUAGAGAGGAAGUCAAUAAGUACAAAGUCUCGGUUGAUAGUACACGGUGGUCUGCGAAGCAGAAGGUUAAGUCUCAAUUGCCACCAACACCACAGACCAGGGUCGAACUAGUGAGCGUGGCCGAGAAGAUGUGCAUUUUCGAGCCAUAUAAGCGGAACUAUAACCAGUCUUUCUUUAGUUGUUUUAAUCAGGCUAGUGGAGUCAAAUCUAUGAGUGGUUCUUGCAAAGAGAAUGGUUUUCAGUUCUUGGCUAGAUGGGAGACAGAAAAAUUGUAUAGAUGUCAUAAAGGAGGGGCUGUGAUUGAGAAGAGAGAGAAUUUUGAAGACCUUAUCCCCAAUCCUGUCAGCAGUAUAUCAGUAUCUGUUUCAGGAAAUGCCAAUAGAAGUGAUAAUGUCUUCGUCACAGCUGAUUCAGAGGUCCACUCAGCGUCAAUUGAAUCAAGGAGUCCACUAUUAGGAAGCACCACAGAAUCACCGGGAGACACCUGUUUAUCCAGAUCUACAGAUGCGAACUACCUGUUUUUGCUUUACAAAGAUAGGUGUGCCAAUAAGAAAGGAGUGAACAUAAUAAAUUCGAAAUGUGGCACGGAUUCUGAUACUGAGAUUUCUUCUUCCUCAGGGAAUAACUCAGACGAAAACAGCUUAUCUAUGGUUGAAAAUAAACAGUUGCUUAAUAGAGAUAGAAAAGACCAAGAAACUGAAUUUUGUUCGUCCUCUACAGAAACGCCUACUUACGCCUUUGCUAAACAGCGGCAUGCUUUUGCUGGUGCGUUGGCUGGCGUAAGCGUCAGUCUUUGUCUUCAUCCACUUGAUACAGUCAAGACAAUGAUUCAGUCAUGCCACUUGGAGGAGAAGUCUCUAUGCCAUACCGGGAGAUCAAUUGUAUCCGAAAGAGGUUUUUCUGGACUUUACCGGGGGAUUGCUAGCAACAUUGCCUCAUCAGCUCCAAUUUCAGCCCUAUAUACGCUCACUUAUGAAUCAGUUAAAGGAGCUCUGCUUCCUCUUUUUCCUAAGGAAUAUUGCUCCCUUACCCACUGCAUAGCUGGGGGUUCUGCAAGCGUAGCAACUUCAUUUAUUUUCACACCAAGUGAGCGUAUAAAACAGCAGAUGCAAGUCAGUUCACAUUAUCGUAAUUGCUGGACCGCAUUGUUCGGAAUUAUUCAGAAGGGUGGUCUACUUUCUUUAUAUGCUGGAUGGAGUGCAGUCCUGUGUAGAAAUAUCCCACACUCAAUCAUUAAGUUCUAUGUUUACGAAAACAUGAAGCGAAUGGUAUUACCAUCCCUCGGUCCUUGUGGUCAAACGGCUCAACCCACCACAAUACAAACGCUCAUAUGUGGAGGACUAGCGGGAUCCGCUGCUGCUUUCUUCACAACCCCAUUUGAUGUAGUCAAAACAAGAUUCCAAACUCAGAUUCCUGGAUCUAGUAACCAACAUAUUAGUGUGUAUCAAACUCUUCAAUCAAUAGGCAAACAAGAAGGUGUAAGAGGUCUAUACAGAGGUUUGAUCCCCAGACUGGUGAUGUACAUGUCCCAAGGAGCCAUAUUCUUUGCUUCAUAUGAAUUUUACAAGAGUGUACUCUCUCUACAAGCGGCACAACCCGAUCUUUCGCUCUCUGGCACAAAACAAAAGAUGGAGAUAACCCUAACCCAUUAUAGGACAAGGAUAGUUAAGCCACCAAUAUAAAGACUG